AUGCAUUCCGUCAUUCGCAUCGCACGGCGGGAACAAUCGCCGAAGGAUCCACCGGCGGGGCACGUGACCAAAGAUGGCCCGGAGAGAUUGUCCGACAACCGCGUUUCAGAAGCGCUCCACCGGGGGAAUAAACUUGAUCAGCAGGCGUCACUCUUGGCUCAGGUGAUGGACGUUCACCAGGCCGUGGCACCCUUGCUGUGGAUCUGUCUCGUUUGUUUGAUCGAUCUGCAUGCGCUGGAGGCCAGGGUGUCGGACAUUUUCAUCAUCAACGCUGGCUGCCAGGUCCUGCACAGGUGCAUCCGCAUCAACGCACGGCAUACCGCCGUCGUGGAGCAGGUCUGCCGGGUGGUCGCGGUCAUGAGCGAGCCUAGCUUUACCUCACGGACGCGAUUCAUGGUGGAGAAUAUUCAAGACGCCAUCCACGAGCACAAACUGGUGGGAGAUCGCACCAACUACGUGUUGGGGCGAGUUCUUAAGCUUCUUCCCUUGCCGCCCCCCCCACCCCAAUGACGCCUUGGCUUCCAACGUCACACGUCGUCAUCGUGCAUCAGGUGGUAUUUCUACACAGACGGCACCCAGGGGUUUCCAAGUUGGGAAACAGGGCGUUAGACGCUUUGUGGGGCGGGGACGAUUUCGGGGCGAAGCAGAAGGCGUCGGCGGCUGAGAGGUUCCAGCACGGGAGCGAUAGCGAGGGUGGUGGAUGAUGGGCGAAUGAACGUUGUUCGUUGGGUGAUUGGGCGACACCCGGUUUGGUAGUGCAGGACGGCCCAUGGGGUGAUUUCUCGCCCCUCGUGGGUUCAGCACAAAAAGUGCGUGGUCGGGGUCUUCCGGCUGGAUCAGACAAUCAUUCAUUACGGCCCAGGGAGACUUUUAGAGACCGUAACGGUCUCUUAGAGGAACCAUACCCGGUGUACGGGUAUACAUAUUCUGUGAGCACAGUCUGACGUCAGGCCCGCCUACCACACUUGAAGCUCACCUGUGCAAUUUGCAGAGUAUAUAU
Messenger RNA from Ectocarpus siliculosus, 1000 nucleotides. NCBI's taxonomy places the organism in Eukaryota, Phaeophyceae, Ectocarpales, Ectocarpaceae. The record is from the annotation of a GenBank genome assembly.